AAAGGAGCACCCAUUAAUGAGUGCUCGGUCUUGAUCGCUUGAACAAACAGGCCCAGGUUCGGGAUGAACUCCUACUUAGACUAUCCUGUGUGCAGCCGCGGAGCAAACAUUUUCAGUGCCAAUAAGUCCGGAUAUCCCAACCUAAAUCAUGGAUAUGUGUCGUCCAGCUCUUCCGCAACAAGUGACGGUUACGCAUCAGAUGGCCGUUUGUUGGCUGCAGCUCCUGCGCCGCACCAGAACCUCCCUCUGCACCACCAGGCCCACGCCAGUGUGGAUCUGCAGUUCCCAGCACCGGGAAUCCCCGUAUAUGGGUCACCUCUGGAGUACGGACACCAGUAUGGCCUCGAUCCCGAACAGGACCGGAGCUUUACUCACGCGCAGGUUUCCUCGUCCAUCGGAACAAACAUGGCACCCUACAACGGAGACAGCUUCGGGCCUGGAGGUGCGCCAGGGAGCCAAUAUCUGCAGCAGUUUGGGGAUCAGAGGCUCCAAGAGUACCCUGAAAGCUUUUACGCGAGGCCGCAGUGCAAAGAGAAGGAUCUGGAGCAAACGGAAGACUCUUCUAGAACUUUUGACUGGAUGAAAGUAAAAAGAAAUCCUCCUAAAACAGCUGUCAUGUCGGAGUUCGGGGUUCCGGGCCAGCACAACGUGAUCCGGACCAACUUCACCACCAAGCAGUUGACAGAGCUGGAGAAGGAGUUCCACUUUAACAAGUACCUGACGCGAGCCAGGCGGGUGGAGGUGGCGGCCAGUCUGGAGCUCAACGAGACGCAGGUGAAGAUCUGGUUCCAGAACCGCAGGAUGAAGCAGAAGAAGCGGGAGAAGCUGGGCUGCGCUCUGGCUCCGCUGGAGAAGAAGGCCGGUGGUUCUGACGCCUCUCCUCAGGCUCAAGGGGAAAAGCUGUGACCAGUGAUGGACUCUGAAAACAUGACUCCGUGUUUCUUGCACCUCUCCAAACAAAAGAAAAGACAAAGAAAUGUGGAAAUGAGGAUUUGAGAACUUUACAGGGUCUUCUUUGAAAAUGUUUUUAUUUUAGUGUUGAAUAUUUUUAUCAUGAGCUUUUGUUGCUUCACUGACGUCAUCAUUUGCACUAUUUAUUUACAGGGUAUUUUACAACAUUUGUCCAGAAGAUUUAGCUUAAAUAAAGUUUAUAAAAUAAAACUUUUUUUGCAUAAAAGGAAAUAUUCUCAUCUUGUCAUCCUUUGGAUUUUUUUAAAAACACAAAUUGGUUUAGUUUAAAAUGACACAAACACUUGUAGAUUUCAAACAUAUAAUUUCAAUCAGAUUCUACAGACUUCCACAAAGUUUGCUUGCAUAAUGUGACAAGAGGAAUCUUUCACAACAACACACGGGGUGGUUCUGGGUGACCUUUUCACCUCCAAAUACCUCCAGGGGCUCUAAACAUGACAACAAACUCCAGGAAGCAGGUCUCUCGCUGGAUUUGUUACACAAAUUCUACUUGCUGACACAUCUUGUCAUAGAUCUAAGUUAGAAUCCUUCUUGAAGCGGCUGUAUAAAAACAGAGCUAAUUGUGGCGGAAGGGGCGGCUAAACGUUUCCAGAGCCUGACCACCUAGUUUCCUCUGAUUGAGAUGGGGCAGCAGUUUCAAUAUUUGCUCUGGGUGAUGGGUUUGCACACACAGUUUCUGCUCCAACAGCACCGGCCUGUUGAUGCCCUUCUUCCUGAAGCCGAGGUUCAUGCAGAGUUCAGCCACAAAUGAAUGCAGAGUCAAUCUGUCAAGACACCAGAGAGGCUUUGUGGAGCAAAACUCUCUGGCUUUUAGAAUUCACAUUUUCACACAGACUGCUUUUAAUAUUCCAACUAGGAUGUUUUAGCCAUGAACUUAAUCUGUUCAGAGGUGUUUUGGAGGAAUGAAAAUCCGCACUCCUUUGAAAUUUAUCUGCAAGAUGAGUAUUUUUUUUUACUUGAAAAGACUUUACAGUUGAGACACCAUGCAGCCUGCAGAUCAGAAGGGCUCGGAUAUUUGACGUUUUAAGAAUCACCAAACCAAAAAUCCAGCUCAUCGGGCGAGUCGUGCUGAGAAGUGACAGAUCCAACGACAUUAAGGAGAGAACAAGCGUGGGACUUCUUUCAGGGGUGUGAUCCUUGCCAUCUCUGGAGGUAAUACCUCAGCGCUCCCAGCAGGCUCUCCAUCUGGAGGUGACAGAGUCGGUGGUGCAGCCAACACCGGGGAGACAGAUGUUCAGCUGGGAGAGAGGACAAGGAGGUUUUUCACCUUCCGAUCAGUGGAGAACGCAGGGCAUAAA
Messenger RNA from Nothobranchius furzeri (turquoise killifish), 2267 nucleotides. RefSeq names its product homeobox B1b (gene hoxb1b). Gene Ontology annotation, cellular component: nucleus. Gene Ontology annotation, molecular function: DNA-binding transcription factor activity, RNA polymerase II-specific; RNA polymerase II cis-regulatory region sequence-specific DNA binding. Lineage: Eukaryota; Metazoa; Chordata; Actinopteri; Cyprinodontiformes; Nothobranchiidae. The record is from RefSeq and is a predicted model, not a curated record. Gene Ontology annotation, biological process: regulation of transcription by RNA polymerase II.